This is a messenger RNA of Ctenocephalides felis (cat flea), 1941 nucleotides long. Its product is annotated as RNA polymerase I-specific transcription initiation factor RRN3-like. Gene Ontology annotation, molecular function: RNA polymerase I core binding; RNA polymerase I general transcription initiation factor activity. The record is from RefSeq and is a predicted model, not a curated record. Gene Ontology annotation, biological process: transcription initiation at RNA polymerase I promoter. Gene Ontology annotation, cellular component: nucleus. NCBI's taxonomy places the organism in Eukaryota, Metazoa, Arthropoda, Insecta, Siphonaptera, Pulicidae.
AAAAUAGUGUUUUUUUCAUUAGUUGCGUUGUUUUUAAACGCAGCGUGUGUUAAAAGAUAUUGCUAUCAUCAAAUACGACUCAUAUGUUGGAUUUUCAUGGAGUUACAGUUACAGAUCGUUGUUAUAAAUAUAUGUAUAUGUUCAUAACCUAAAAUGUCUAUUAUAUCUGGACAAAGCAAUAUUUCUUCUAUAUUAAAGAAUCCUGCACAUACUAGAAAUAGCCUUUUAGUUCAGACUGCAAAUAGAGUUAGAUUUCAACUUCCUAACUCUAGUGAUAUUAAAACCGUGUUAGAAGGUGUAUUGAAAGGUGACAAUGUAAAGCAAUAUGAGGAAAUUUUGUGUGCACUUCGAGAUUCUGACUUGAAAGAUGAAAACUUAUUUUCUUUCAUUGAGGCAAGUAGAGAGUGUAUAUCAUUAUUAGGACGUGAUGCAAGAUCUUAUGUGGAGGGAAUUUUAAAAGUUAAUUGGCCUUUGCAGUCAAACCAUAUAGUGAAUACAUACCAGACUUUUCUAUUAGAAUUAUUAACGGCACACAAUUAUCAUGUUCCCUUAGCAUUAGAAAAGUUAGUUAGGUUUUUCUAUUUUGAUGGGUGCUGGUUAAAUGGAAAACCAACAGAAGUAGGUUGGAAAGUGUUUUCAUCAAUACAUCAUGUUUUGGAGAAAAUUUUCACAAUUAUUCCAAUAUCAUGUAAUAUUUUCAUGCAAGCAGUAGCAUCAUCAUAUCCUUACUAUAAGAAGAGUUGUGAAGAAAAUGAAUCAUACUUAUUUAAUUUAUUGUCAGUUUUAAAAUAUAAGCCACGCUUGCGUUCAGAAAUUCUUGUAUUAGUAAUUAACAGAUUGAUUAUUCUGGAUGUACAUGCCCCUAAAUCCGAUAUAGAAGAAUGUGAUAUAGUUGAGGAUGGAGAUGAAACACAAUAUGAUAUGGACACUGCAGAUAACGAUAAUUUUCAAAUGAAGCAUCCCAUUGCAAAUACUCUUGACUGUUGUAUGUUACAACUAUUUGAAUUUAUUAAGAAUGAAUGUUAUGAAAAUGAUGAACUCAAUUAUAAGAAAACAGAAAAACUAUAUAAAGACGUUAUUCAAAUAUUUGAGGAUAUCAUAUUACCUACUCAUGCUGUGCAUCAUGUGCAAUUUAUAAUGUUUUAUAUAUGUAGUUUUAAGCUGGUAUUUGCAGAGGCUUUUCUUAAUUUUUUGUGGAAAAAGGUUUCAAAUCCAAAUGUUGCUAUAGUGCAACGACAAGUUUCCAUUUGUUAUAUCGCAAGUUUACUUGCAAGAGCAAAGUUUAUACCAAUUUCAAUGAUCCGAGCCAUGCUUUUUGAAAUGUCGGCUUGGUUACAAUUUUAUGUGAAGCGGCAAGAUUCUAUUGUUGAUACACAUGGUUCAUCACGUAAAGGCGGGGCAUCAGCUCAUGGAGUCUUUUAUACAGUAGCGCAGGCACUAUUUUAUGUUAUUGCAUUUCGACAUAAAGAUUUAACAAAUACAAAGAAAAAUUUAAUAUUUCUUCAAUCAUUAAAUUUAACUAAAUUAGUAACAUGUCCAUUAAAUCCAUUAUAUUGCCUUCCUAUUGUUGCCCAAAAUUUUGCUGCUGUUACACGAGCAGAGCAAUUGGUGUAUUGUUACACAAUAAUGGAACGCAAUGAACGAAAUAAUAUGGCAGUAAUGUAUGGUGAACAAAUUGUAAGAGCACAUGAAAGUCUGGAUACAUUUUUUCCAUUUGAUCCUUAUAUUUUGAGCAGGUCGGGUUUGAUAGUAGAGGAUAUAUAUUUAAAAUAUGAGUCUUCACUUUCAACAAAUAGCAUUGAUUAUAAGCGCUCAGGUUUGCCUAUGGAGGAAGAUGACUUUCUACUAGAUCAAUCAUUUAAUGACAGUGUCUCAAGCACUAAAAAAAAUAAAACCCCUCACAAAUUUUCUUACGGAUCAUCUCCUGGAUUCAAAACCUAA